AUGCUACUCCCUGCCCCUCUCUCACGAUAUGUCGGGUCCAUUCGCUCGUUAAAGCAAAAAUGGCGCCGCCACACCGAAUCCGAGCAGCAAAACCGCAGUGAAAAUUCCGUCGCUCGCCGCAUGAUUGACGUCUUUCUCCGUACAUGGGAUUUGGGAUUCACUGCAUUCGGAGGUCCUCCUGUACAUUUCCAAAUUCUCCAUGGCAGAUUCGUGGAAGGGAAGGGGGGGAAAGAGAAAUGGGUAGAUGAGCAGACUUAUCAGGAACUCUUCGCCAUCUGUCAAGGCCUUCCUGGUCCAGGCAGCACAAAAAUGCUAUUCUGUCUCACUCUGCUUCAUGCUGGAGUCUUUCCGGCGAUUAUGGCAUUUCUGCUCUGGAGUCUCCCGGGUGCAAUCGGCAUGUAUUGCCUCUCAAUUGGUAUCCAAAACGUUAGCCAAUCUCUCCCUGGCCCAGUCUACGCUCUGCUCUCGGGGCUCAACGCUGCGACCGUCGGCAUUGUCGCUGUUUCUGCUGUGCAGCUCUCGGAGAAAGCAAUUCAAGACAAUAUUUCCCGCAUCCUUGUUAUUUGGGGUGCAUGUGCAGGUCUUUGUUAUAACGCUCUAUGGUUCUUUCCGGUAUUGAUGCUUAUUGGCGGUUUUGUUAUAGCUAUUUGGGAUGGGUGGCUGUAUUCUCAGAUACAGGGGAUGAGGAUUGCUUGGAAGAACAGGCAUGGACGUCCAGCAGGUUCUGAGGAGGCGAAUACAAACUCUAUGGUGAUAGAGUCCAUCCCACCACCCGGACAAGAAGUGGAGCGGAAUGAACCGAUAAUACGAUCGAGGAGAGUCAACCACAAUGGAACCCCACCGCAGUGCUCGGGGGCUUUAUUGAACCCGAUACAGUCGACCGGAACGGGGGUGAGUCGAUCAUCACCGAAAUAUGGUAUUCGGAUUCGGACUGGGCUUGCUAUCCUAACUAUCUUCUUUGCCUCGUUCAUCGCAAUCCUUGUCGCUAGAGCUAAACUGGCCCCUCCUCCGCUCCCACUUGAUCUAUUCGCUAGCAUGUACCUCGCUGGGACUGUGAUUUUCGGUGGAGGCCCAGUUGUGAUCCCGCUCCUUCGCUCUUACGUCGUUGGUCCAGGCUGGGUUUCUAGUCGUGACUUUCUAAUUGGCCUGGCCAUUAUCCAAGCCUUUCCGGGACCCAACUUCAACUUCGCUGUCUUUUUAGGGUCGUUAGCCCUACAGCAUUCGCAAUUCCCAACUGUCUUUGGCGCCUUUCUAGGCUGGCUGGGUAUUUUUGUGCCCGGAAUUACACUGGCUGUCGCAGUCCAGAGUUUCUGGAGCGUGUUGCGGAAGAGGAGAUCUGUGACUCGUUUCCUGAGAGGCGUCAAUGCUACUGCGAUUGGCUUAGUGUUUACUGCUGUUUACCGGCUAUGGCAGAUUGGCUACUUGACGCCGGCCAAUAACGCUGGACAAAGUCUAGCAAAUGAGCCGUGGUGGUUAGUCGUCACGACUGUGUCGUACGCAGGCAACGCGUGGUUCCGAUUGCCUCCCGCUGUGUCGAUUAUUAUUGGUGCUAUACUUGGUUUAUGCUGGUACGGAGCCGUGGGGCGGUAG
Messenger RNA from Talaromyces proteolyticus, 1590 nucleotides. Its product is annotated as chromate transporter-domain-containing protein. The record is from RefSeq and is a predicted model, not a curated record. NCBI's taxonomy places the organism in Eukaryota, Fungi, Ascomycota, Eurotiomycetes, Eurotiales, Trichocomaceae. Bases 1 to 1590 code for a protein of 529 amino acids. Gene Ontology annotation, biological process: chromate transport. The transcript is spliced from 4 exons. Gene Ontology annotation, molecular function: chromate transmembrane transporter activity.